This is a messenger RNA of Chiloscyllium plagiosum (whitespotted bambooshark), 2421 nucleotides long. It is a transcript of the gene gosr2, whose product is annotated as golgi SNAP receptor complex member 2. Gene Ontology annotation, molecular function: SNARE binding; SNAP receptor activity. The record is from RefSeq and is a predicted model, not a curated record. Gene Ontology annotation, biological process: vesicle fusion; intra-Golgi vesicle-mediated transport. Lineage: Eukaryota; Metazoa; Chordata; Chondrichthyes; Orectolobiformes; Hemiscylliidae. Gene Ontology annotation, cellular component: endoplasmic reticulum membrane; late endosome membrane; SNARE complex.
UUUCUGAUCGGGAUCCGCUCCGGUUUCUGAUCAGGAUCCGCUCCGGUUUCUGAUCAGGAUCCGCUCUGGUUUCUGAUCGGGAUCCGCUCCGGUUACUGGUGCGGCUGUGCUCCGGUUUCUCUCUCCGUGGCUCCUCCUCACUGCGGGAGUCGGGUCUCUGAAGCUGCUGCGUGAAUCUUCAGCAACAUCCGAGAGCGAGACCCGGGGGGAGGCGGCUGCGGGAGACACAGAGACAGAGACAGAGGGUGGGGGCAGGGCUCGGGCCUGGGCCUGGACCCGGAUCCAGAUCGAUCGGGGCCCGAGGCAGCGGCUGCUGACGUGUCCGUGUGUGAGAGAGGGAGAGCGGGAAAUCCGGCCACAGCGGGAUAGGCCCCGGGACCGGGACAGGGAGAGACCCCGGCACCGGCCUCGGCCUCGGCCCCUUGCUCCGACUUGCUGCCGGGAUGGAGACGCUCUACCAUCAGACCAACAAGCAGAUUCAUGAGGUGCAAACUCACAUGGGGCAGCUGGAGAAGGCGGACGCGCAGUCUGUUCACUUGGUGGAAAAUGAAAUACAAGCCAGAAUAGAUCAGAUUUUCAGCAAUCUGGAGCGCCUUGAAAUACUGACCAGUAAAGAGCCUCCAAAUAGACGGCAAAAUGCUAAACUCAAAGUGGAUCAACUAAAAUAUGACUGCCAGCACCUGCAAACAGCUCUGAAGAAUUUUCAGCACCGCCGAUAUGCCCGUGAACAACAGGAUCGAGAGAGAGAAGAACUGUUGUCACGCACAUUCACAACCAACGAUGCUGACACCUCAAUAGCAAUAGACGAGUCCUUGCAGUUUAACACUUCUUUACACAAUGCACACAAAGGAAUGGAUGAUCUCCUGGGGAGCGGGUCCUCUAUUCUGACUGGACUGCGGGAUCAGCGGAUGACUCUCAAGGGAGCACAGAAGAAGAUUCUGGAUGUGGCAAAUAUGUUGGGAAUGUCAAAUACUGUGAUGCGUCUAAUUGAGAAGCGAGCGUUCCAGGACAAGUUCAUUAUGAUUGGUGGGAUGGUGAUCACCUGCAUUAUCAUGGUCUUGGCGGUUAAAUAUUUGACAUGAGUCAAUUUUGUCUUGUGGACUCUGCUUCAGGGAAAAUAAAGAAUCAGUAUUUCCAUGAAAAGACUGCCCAAGUGAUUGUCUGGCUCGUUGCUUUCAGACUCCUUCCCCCUCCCUCCCCUAACCUCCUAUUGCCCUGAAACUAUUUCAGAUUAAUGACUACUAGUCUGGACAAAAAGCCUUUACACAAUCUGUAACAAUGAUGCCAAUUCUUUUGGCCAGCACCAUUGAUCAAAGAUUUGAUAAAGGCCAAUAAUUCCAAUUCUAAUAAAUAAAAAUGAUGCAUUAUAAUCGUUUUAAUUUUGUAGUACCUGGAGGAGGAAAAAAAUCUUUGUUUAAUAAAAAGAAACCUGUAAAAAAGCUGAAUUUGACGAUACUGCCAGGAAGCCACUUUGUACUAAUUGCUCCUAUCCCAUCUCCAGGCAUUUUCCUGCAGAAAUAAACAAGUAAUUUCAGGUGGCUGACGUGACCUUCUCAGAAAUAGCAUUUUCAACCUUUUGAUGCAUUCAGAUGAGGCAUUCCAUAUUUCCCCCAACAAAUGUUGCAACCUGGUGUUUCAGGUAAUAGCCAGAUGUACUAUCCCCAUUUGCCACCCGUUGAGCUCUCAAUUCUUGAGAGAGCAAGUUCCUGAUCUCAGCCAAGCUUUGGAGGCAGUUGUUGACUUGAAGGUGUAUUUGCCGCAUUGUCAAUGAAAAGCUCUUGAGGAUGAGUGAACCCAGGCUACUUACAUAGAUCAUCUAAUAGUGGGCUCCAAACAGCAUCACAGGGACAGUGUGUAAGGUAUCCUCUUCCUGUCCCUAAAUUCAUCUAGUGGCAAUUUUUUAAAAAAGUCUCAUCUGAAGAAAAACUGGAAUUGGACUUAAAGGAAAAAGGUACUGCUCUGAUAAUUGAAAGUUUUUUUCUAUUGCUGUUGGAGGCUGUAUUUAUUAUAAAACAGCAAACUACGUUUUACUUAUUCAGUCUAGAUGGUGCCCAAGUGACAUCAUAUUCACUGUGAAGCUGAGAAAUGGUAUCCUUAGUCUGUUUGCACUAGUGGGAAAUGGAUGUGAUGUGAAUUGUUUCUCAUUGGAAUAGCCUGUAUGCUUACUGUGCAUCAAAUUGUGUGGUCAUGUUCCAUGAUAUUGACUCUCAGCCUGCAGGAUACUUUGGAAUAACUGAAAGAUAGCUUCUGUACUCAAUAAAAGAAAAAGCUAAAUUGCCUCACCCUUAUUGCUAUUUUGUCAUUAGUUCAAUGUUCUUUUGUCUGUGUUCAAUGCUUAUAGCAAGUGUACUUGCCAGUUUCACUGUAGGCUGGCCCUAAACUAUACUUAAAAUGAUUAAACCAAGCUCCAUUCAGUAGAUA